UGCUCGGCUGUGAGUGGAACGGGCGCGUGCGGCUAAACUCACUCUUCACUGCGAGCUAGAAAGUCAAGCGAUGGAGACCUGAUUUCUUUACGCCGCGUUGUGAGGGAUUUUAAUUUAUUUUUUUUAAAGUAAUAAACUAAAAUAAUAAUAAAAACACCUCGUUAAUGGACUCAGGAUACGAGGUGGCAAGUUUUCCAGGGAUAUACGAAGAACCCGGACGAUUCUCAGUGUGGUCUCUGACACGUAAGCGACGCAGAAAAGUUGAGUUGUUUUGUGUUCAUUAAACUAGCGCGUUUAUUUACCACAGUUAGCUCGCUAGCAAGGUGACUAGCCAGAGACUUUUUACUGCUCUUUAUUAAGCGUAUUUGUUUUGUAAUGGCGGCUCUAAGAGCGAAAGUGUUGUACGACUUCACUUCUGAAAACCCCGGAGAGAUAUCGGUUAAAGAGAAUGAGAUAGUGAGUCUGUACAGUGAGCAGGACAUUGAGGGCUGGCUGGAAGGACUGAACAGUACCGGGCAGAGGGGACUCUUCCCUGCGUCCUACGUACAGGUCCUGAAGAACGAAAUAGCCUCUUCUUUAAACAGCACUUCUGUGGACGCGCAUCAAGGCUCUGCAGGAGUCAACAACACUCCAGGAAGCUAUACGCCGACUUUUACGAGUGGUUCCCUCCCAGCACCACCUGCACUGCAGCAGCACCAGCAGAGUUACCCAGCCAGCCAAGGGAGUGAUGAUGACUGGGAUGAUGACUGGGAUGACAGUUCGACAGUGGCUGAUGAGCCAGGUGUCACGCGUAGAGAUUUACACGAUUUCGAAAACAACGGACCCAACACCUACAGGGUGACCACGUCUUCAAUGGCCCGAGGUGGCAGCAACGCUCAGCAAGCCAAGAGUUCGGCUACGGUUGGCAGGAACCUUAACAGGUUCUCUACUUUCGUGAAGUCAGGAGGCGAGGCGUUUGUGCUCGGCGAAGCGUCCGGGUUUGUCAAGGAUGGCGAUAAGAUCUGUGUGGUGAUGGGUCAGUAUGGCCCCGAGUGGCAGGAAAACCCGUACCCUUUCCUUUGUACCAUCGAUGAUCCGACCAAGCAGACGAAAUUCAAGGGCAUGAAAAGCUACAUCUCGUAUAAACUAACCCCGACGCACACGCAAAACCCAGUGAACCGAAGAUAUAAGCAUUUUGACUGGCUGUACGCUCGGUUGGUGGAGAAGUUCCCGGUCAUUUCUGUUCCGCACAUCCCUGAGAAGCAGGCCACAGGCCGCUUCGAGGAGGAUUUCAUUUCGAAGAGAAGGAAAGGUCUGAUCUGGUGGAUGAACCACAUGACGAGCCACCCGGUGCUGGCCAGGUGUGAUGUUUUCCAGCACUUUCUCACCUGCAGCAGCACAGACGAAAAGAGCUGGAAGCAAGGCAAGAGGAAGGCGGAGAAGGACGAGAUGGUCGGAGCGAAUUUCUUCCUUAUGAUCAGCACGCCGGCCUCCUCGCUCGACUUCCAAGAAGUCGAGGGCAAGAUCGACGGAUUUAAGGGUUUCACCAAAAAAAUGGACGAUAGCGUGAUCCAGGUGAACGCGACGCUCAAUGAGUUUGCGAGGAAACAGAUCACUGGAUUUAAGAAGGAAUAUCAGAAAGUCGGCCAGGCGUUUAAGUAUCUCAGCCAAGCUUUCGAGCUUGACCAGCAGGCGUACUCGACCGGUCUGAACCAUGCCAUUGCGUACACCGGCGAGGCUUACGAAGCCAUCGGAGACUACUUUGUGGAGCAACCGAAACAAGACGUGGACCCGGUGAUGGAUCUCCUCGCACUGUACCAAGGACAUCUCACCAACUACCCUGACAUCAUCCAUGUUCAGAAAGGUGCUCUGACCAAGGUGAAGGAGAGCCAGAAACACGUGGAGGAGGGCAAGAUGGAGCGGCAGCAGGCUGACGGCAUCGCCGAGCGCUGCAACAUCAUCUCGUUCGCCACACUAGCCGAGAUCCAGCACUUCCACCAGAUCCGCGUGCGUGACUUCAAGGCCCAGAUGCAGCACUACCUGCAGCAGCAGAUCAGCUUCUUCCAGAAAGUCACAGGCAAGCUGGAGGAGGCGCUCCGGCAGUAUGACAACGCCUAGAUCCGCCCCACACCCGGCAUCCCUUUCCCAGGGGAGAGGUGAACGUUAACCAGCCUCUACUUUAGCAAUACGCUAAACCGAGAGAACCUUUCUCUCAGAUAUCUCGCAGCUAAGCGUGGCUAAAUAAAGCAUAGGGGUAAAGUAUGUGACAAGAUAGCGUUAACCCUCUCUAGGAGAGGUAGUGAAUUCCAGAUAAAAAAAGGGGGGUGGGGGGUGUUAUGAGAGGGGCAGACGCUUUUGACAGCUAGGAGAAUGUUGCAUUACAGCUCUGUGAAACUAAUAGUGCUCAGGAUGACAAGCAUUCCAUCGGAAAGCACAAUUUCUGCUUUACUAACACACAGUAGAUUAUUCACUCGCAAAAUCCGAUUAUGAAUCACAUCAGGACGUCCAGUGCUGUUUCACGCCAACCUGCAGAACGCUCGAGCGCUUCAAGGUGAGCUUAUUCAAAAUGUUUACAGAGAUCUGAUGAGUAGCUGUCUUCACUUUGCCGUGCCUUUCGACCCUGUCUUUAUUGAUAUUUUUUAUCCUUUGUUUUAAUUAAUGUUAUAUACAUUAUAUAUUGUACUUAUUCUAAGAUGUUUUAUAAGGCCUUACUUUUUUUUUGACCUGGCUGCUAAAGUAAGUCUGAAGUUGGGCGUGCCCCAUUAGGAGAGGAUGUGGGAACAGAAUUAUGCCCUAAUUUGGCUCUCAGACUGAUUUUUAUUUCUUUUUUUUUUUUCUUUUCGUAAGAAUCCAGGAAAUAGGAUUAAGCAAAACCAGUUGUGCCCUGGGUUGAUUUACCCAAUCAUUCGUUAAGAGAUAUGAAAAUAUUCCCAUGACACGGCAUAGAGGAAUCUAAAUAAAGCAAGAGAUAACGAACUAAAACACGCAGCUCACUCAGGACUCCACUUCUGUUAUGUUUCAUCAUGGACACAUCUGACACUUUGACCCCGGAGAGGACUGAGAAUUUCAUUUAUUUAAUCAUGAAUGUUUUAUUUAACAUUGUGAUCGAGUAAACACCUUGUUUGUUCAGAAAUGAAUGUUCAUUCUUUUUUUUUUUUCUUUUUUUUUUUCAAAAAUAAACCCUGCACAUAACUCA
Molecule: messenger RNA, 3175 nt
Organism: Ictalurus punctatus (channel catfish)
Lineage: Eukaryota; Metazoa; Chordata; Actinopteri; Siluriformes; Ictaluridae
Gene: snx18a
Product: sorting nexin 18a
Exons: 2
Coding region: 376-2097 (573 amino acids)
Biological process (GO): endosomal transport; protein transport; endocytosis
Cellular component (GO): cytoplasmic vesicle; plasma membrane
Molecular function (GO): phosphatidylinositol binding; protein binding
Source: RefSeq, a predicted model, not a curated record